This is a messenger RNA of Amphibalanus amphitrite, 2509 nucleotides long. Its product is annotated as nucleolar complex protein 2 homolog. Gene Ontology annotation, molecular function: histone binding; transcription corepressor activity. The record is from RefSeq and is a predicted model, not a curated record. Gene Ontology annotation, cellular component: nucleolus; Noc2p-Noc3p complex; nucleoplasm. NCBI's taxonomy places the organism in Eukaryota, Metazoa, Arthropoda, Thecostraca, Balanomorpha, Balanidae. Gene Ontology annotation, biological process: negative regulation of transcription by RNA polymerase II; ribosomal large subunit biogenesis. Bases 261 to 2456 code for a protein of 731 amino acids. The transcript is spliced from 14 exons.
CCUCGCACGUGUGUAUUUUGUUUGAAUUUGUGCGGUUGGUUCCUGUAUAGAUGGCCUUGGUUCCUGGGAUGUCUUUUGGCGAAUAAUUGAAAUGUAGGAGUAAUUAGCGUUCUUUUGUGGUACAGUUCUAAAUUGCGAAUAAUUUGCCCAUCCGUAUGAAAACAAUUGUUUUUUAGUGUUUCGGUGGAGCAACAAAUAAUGAAAAAUGCUUUUGACGUUUCGGAUUUCAGCAAUCGGUGGUACUGUAAAAAGUGCACAAAAUGAAGGCAAAGAAGGUAAAAUCACAAAAUAGCUCAAAUGCAAAACAGGGAACAGCUUCAAAGUCCAAGAAGAAUGGUGUGAGCUCUGAUGAUAAGGAUGCAGCUUUGGCGUCUAUGUCCAUUGACCAGUUCCUGGCAUCUGGGUUUGACUCUGAUGACGAUGGAGAUGCUGAAUCAGACACACCUAUGAAUGGUGGGGACCAUGAGACAGAGUCAGCGGAGGAGCCAGACGAUUCCAGUGGGGAAGAGGAGGAGGAGUCCAGUGAAGAGGAGGGCAAUGAAGAGGACUUUCACAAGUCUCUGGACAAGCUGAAGGACACUGAUCCAGAGUUCUACAAGUUCCUCCAGGAAAAUGACAAAGAUGUGUUCGAGGGGGAGGAAGAAAAAGAAACUGAACAGCCUGAGCCGGCAGAUGAGGACUCAGCUGAAGACAGUGAUGACGAGCCCUCGGAUCCGUCUGGGCUCAGUCUGACUCAGAUCAGUCGAUGGGAGGCAGCUCUUGCGAGUACACAGGCCAAGUCGGCUCUGAAGGAGGUCACUGCCGCGUUCCGGUCGGCAGUGCAGCGCGCGACCGGCGGCGGGGCCGAGGGCGCCUCGACCAUCGACGAUCCCACAGUGUUCAACAGCCUGGUGCGUCUGUGUCUGAACGAGGUGCCUCGCGCCGUGGCCUCCAUCCUGAAACUGGAGUCGUCGGAGAAGGACCCGUCGCGCUGCAAACGCUGGCCGCAGGUCAAAGGGCCCGUCAAACGCUUCCUCACGGACGUCAUUCAGCUGCUGGCGUCCUCGGGCUCUGCGGCGAUGCAGCGCGCGCUGCUGCGCCACCUGCUGGCCAUGACGCCGUACCUGGCCACCGAGCAGCGACUGUGCUCGCAGCUGGUCAGCCGGCUGGUGGCCCUCUGGUCCGCCGGCGAGGAGGAGGUGCGCGUGCUGGCCUUCGUCAACCUGUACCGGCUGACCAGGAGGAACCAAGCCGCCCUGCUCGACACAGUACUCAUGAAAGCGUACCUGGCGUACGUGAAGAACUGCGCGUUCACGUCCGCUCAGUCGUGGCCUCACAUUCACCUGAUGCGCCGGUCGCUGGUGGAGCUCUACAGCAUCGACCCGUCUAUGAGCUACCAGCGGGCGUUCCUCUACAUCCGGCAGCUGGCCAUCCACCUGCGCAACGCCAAACUCGACAAGAAAAAGUUCCAGGUGGUGUACAACUGGCAGUAUGUCCACUGCCUGCUCCUGUGGUCCGCCCUGAUCGGAGAGGACCGCAGUGAGGAGCUGCGACUGCUGCUCUACCCACUCACACAGAUAAUGCUGGGCACGGUGAACCUGAUCACCACGUCUCGCCACUACCCUCUGCGUCUGCACGUGGUGCGCGCGCUGACGCAGCUGUCGGCCGCCACCAACACCUUCAUCCCCGUGCUGCCGCUGCUGCUGCAGGUCCUCCACCAGACCGACUUCAACAAGCGCAGCUCUCGCGUGUCGAUGCGCCCGCUGGACCUGAGCUGCAUGCUGCGCUUCUCGGAGGCCGAGCUGAAGGAGAACGGCUUCCGUGAUGGCGUGUUCGACGGCGUGCUCUCGGCUCUGGUCGAGUACCUGCACGUGGAGUGCUGCAGCCUGGCCUUCCCCGAGCUGGUGGUGCUCGCCAGGAUACAGCUGAAGGAGUUCCUCUCCAAGUGCAAGGUGCGCACCUACAACCAGCAGAUGAAGGAGGUGCUGGACAAGAUCAAGGCGAACGCUGAGCACCUGGACGCCCGGCGGCAGACGCUGCCGUUCGAGUUGUCCGACCUGGAGGCGGUGCGCCGCUGGGAACAGGAGCGACGCACAGAGGGCACACCCUUCACCGCCUUCUACGAGCUCUGGCGCGCACGGCAGGAGAAGAAGAGCAGCGCCAAGCCCGGCAAGGACUCCAAGAUCAGCGUGCGGGCCGGCCCGGACGCCGUGGACAGUGUCGACGAGGACGAGGAGAACUCGGAGGACGAGGUGCGCCCGUUCGACGAGGACGCGGAGGACGACUCCGAGGGCGAGCAGGAGGACGGGGAGAUGGUGUUACGGUUAGAGAGCGAGAGCGACGAGGUGGAAGACGAGGGCGACAAGCUCGAACCUCUGAAACCCUCCAAAAACAAACAGAAGAAGCAGCAGAAAAGCCAGAAACGGAAACGGCCGCAGCAAACCAAGGCCGGAGCGAAGAAGGCAAAGGUUCGCUGAUGAAUGCGGUUGUUACGGGGUUAGGGAUUUUCAAAUAUACGACUGGCGAAGUG